AUGACCAAGUACCAAAUCGACGUGGUGUCCGACACAGUGUGCCCGUGGUGCUACGUUGGGAAGAAUAGACUGGACAAGGCUAUCGAGCAGCACAAGAAGACUAACCCGGACGACACUUUCGAAACGACAUGGUAUCCUUUCUAUCUUAACCCGGAUGCUCCGAAAUCGGUCGACAAGCAUGAGUACUACGAGCGCAAGUUUGGUCCGCAGAGGACGCAAAUGAUGCAAGGUCACCUCUUCCGUCUAGGGAAACAAGUCGGCAUCGACUUCAAUUUCGGCGGCAAGACUGGCAACACCCGCGACAGCCAUCGCCUCAUCCAGCUCGCCAAGACGAAGGGAGAGGGUAUGCAGACGAAGGUUGUUGAGCAGUUGUUCAACUCCUAUUUCGAGGUCAACGAAGACAUCACGGACCGCGAGGUACUAGUUAAGCGCGGUGUUGCUGCCGGACUUGAUGAAGCGGAAGUUCGGGAGUGGAUGGAUGGUGACAAUGGCGGUCCGGAAGUUGAUAAGGAGGUCAUAGGAGCGCAAAAGAAGUCUAUUAGUGGAGUGCCGAACUUUACAUUAAAUGGAAAGUACGAGGUUCAGGGCGCGGAGGAACCGCAGGCAUUCCUUCAGGUCUUCGACGAGAUCAAGUCCGAUGCCAGGGUCGGUGGAGUGACCGGGGGCGACAACACCUGCUAA
This is a messenger RNA of Saxophila tyrrhenica, 681 nucleotides long. RefSeq lists its product as uncharacterized. The record is from RefSeq and is a predicted model, not a curated record. The coding region runs from base 1 to 681 and encodes 226 amino acids. Gene Ontology annotation, molecular function: oxidoreductase activity. The transcript has 3 exons. NCBI's taxonomy places the organism in Eukaryota, Fungi, Ascomycota, Dothideomycetes, Mycosphaerellales, Extremaceae.